Messenger RNA from Adineta steineri, 2121 nucleotides. The record is from the annotation of a GenBank genome assembly. Lineage: Eukaryota; Metazoa; Rotifera; Eurotatoria; Adinetida; Adinetidae.
AUGGUAGCUGAUACUAAAGAAGCACAGGAAAAGCUGAAAAGCCAUUUGGAAAAAUGUCGUGCAUUAGUGGAUAAAUCAAACAAAGAACUCUUUAAUAGUGCACAGACGAGUCAAUUAGCCAAUUAUAUGGCAAUUCUGAAACGAAAAAUCAAUGAUGUUACUGAACUGCAAAUCCGUAUGACAAUAGUUGCACCUAUGAAAGCAGGAAAAUCAACUAUCAUCAACGCUCUCAUUGGAAGAGAGUGUUUACCAUCGCGAAAUGAUGCUAUGACAGUGUUGCCGACGGAAGUAGUACUCAAACAAGCUAAGGAAGGUGUAAAUGAUACCCCACAUCUCAUACUUACUUCGGAAAAUCGUAAAGCUAUACAUUGUCUACAGCAGGAAACCAAAAUUGAGCUGAACUCAUACGCCCACAAGCAACCUGACGACAAAGAUUUUAGCAGACUAUUUCAUGGAAAUGUGAACUUAAUGACAUUAGCAAAAGAAAUAUGUGAGAAGGAUAACAAUUUGUUUUUUAGCUGGAAACAAGAAGACGAAAACGAUAUUCGAAAAACACUCACCUAUCUCAAUGAUCUAAUACGUAUUUACAUUCUCAUCAAGCCAGUGAAUGUGGAGGCAUCUGUUCCUCAACAAUUAGAACAGUUCGAAAGCACUAUGGAUACUACUGGAGUAUUACUGCCAGCUACAUUGGACCAACAACUCGAUGGUGAUGAUAUUUUGGCUAAAUUAAGUGACAGUAUUCCUAGACUAGAAGUUUUAUAUAAACCAUUACGUGCUGCUUCAUCUUCCAAUACAGCAGAUUCAUCAUUACCCUUGGUACAUUCGGAAUCAUGUCAGCUGCUAUUAGUUGAUACGCCUGGCCCGAAUGAAGCUAGCGCUUCGAAUGUGUUACAUCAUGUUGUGCAUCAUGAACUGGCAAAAGCUGAUAUAGUUCUUGUCACAUUUAAUUACACAACAUUAAACACAGAUACUGACAAUGAUAUUGCAAAAAAAAUUGACAAUAUUCAUAAGGUAAAGGGAAACAAUGAUGCCAUUUACGCGCUGGUGAAUAAAGUUGAUCAACGCCGAAGUGGUGACAUGACUGAGGAGGAAGUGAGAAGUCAUAUUGCCAUGCGGUACAAAAUUCCUGAAAACCGCAUUUUCGAGCUUAAGGCAAUUCAUGCUUUACGAGCACGUCGAUUUCUCGCUGACUUUGAAAAGGUGAGUGAUCAUAGCAACAUUUGCCAAAAAGAGAGUACUUUGGAUAUGCUACGAGAAGCUUUUCCAUCUCAAUGGAAGAAAAAAAAAGACAAAAUCACGGUGACAGAUCUUAUCGAAACUGCGAAAGAAUUGUACGAAGAAUCGGGUAUAGACGAAUUUCUCGGCAAAGGCAUCGAAACCGUGAGGAAGCAAGUUUUGCACCGUUGCUUCAGCUCUGCUAUUGAUACAUGUAUACAGGUGCCAAAAUUUCUAAGUGAUACAAUUUGGGUGCGUCAAAACGGCCUGAAGCUGGACACAGAAAAAGUGAAUCAAGAAAGAUUAUCGCUACAGAGCGAGAUAGCAAAGAUGUCAGAAUUAAAAACAACUUAUGAUGAAAGAAAGUCAGAGAUUUUAUCAAAUUUUCGUACACAGUUAGACAAGAUCCUCAAGAUACAUACAUCGCAAGCGAACAAUAAAGUUGAACUAUUAUUUGAUGAAAGAAAUACGAUAUGGAUGGAUCCAUCUAUGUGGCGAGAUAAGGUGCGCGAACAGCUGUUUGCGGGGGGACUAGUGGUUGGUUUUGUAAGCAGCGGAGCAGUGGCGGCUGCUAGUCUAAUGUUGGGACCAACAUGUGGCGCAGUUGCAGCAGUCGUAGGGGCCGCUACUUUCGGUAGUGUUCAAAUUGCCGGACGUUUUGCUCAAGACCAUGGUCACAUAGUGACUGAUCCCAGCGCCACCAUAGAACCAAAUGACAGUAAAUUCGUUCAAACAGCGAAAACCGUUUCUCACAAGAUGGCCCGAAUAUAUGCAGCUGUUUUUACUAACGAUGAAGCUCGAUUUGAGACAGAGGCACAAGCGAAGGAAUUCAUUGAUCGAGUACAGAAAGCGGCCAAUGAUAUUUCUCGGGAUUAUUAUGACACAAUAUCCAAAGAAAUUACAUAA